Molecule: messenger RNA, 1422 nt
Organism: Centropristis striata (black sea bass)
Lineage: Eukaryota; Metazoa; Chordata; Actinopteri; Perciformes; Serranidae
Gene: ubtd1a
Product: ubiquitin domain containing 1a
Exons: 5
Coding region: 230-997 (255 amino acids)
Molecular function (GO): protein binding
Source: RefSeq, a predicted model, not a curated record
UUUAAUUCUAGAUCAGAGCAAACGGAUUGAGCGAGUGAGCUGCUUUUAUCAUGAUUCGGGGGGGAUACGGGAAUUGAUUGCUGGUUCUUUUGGAGAAGUUCUACAGGGCCAGACUGGUCCCCAGCUCCGCACACACACACUGCUCCCAGUGUGUGACCGUCAACCUGCUGACUUGCAGCUCCUGCUUGAACGUCGCGUCAGGGUGAUAAGAAGUUCGGAUCUGGUUCGGAUGUGGCAAGCAAACUUCAGACGAAUGCAUAAUUUAGCAGACUGGAUUUCCGGGACAGUGAUGGGAGGCUGUGUGGGGAGGAGUAGGAUGGAUGGACAAGGGAGUGCCCGAAGCUCGACAAGAAGCAAAAAACGUGGAGGGCGCAAUGAGCCCCUCAAGAAGGAGCGUCCAAAGUGGAAGAGUGAGUACCCGAUGACGGAGGGCCAGCUGAGGAGUAAGAGGGAUGAGUUUUGGGAUACGGCGCCUGCCUUUGAUGGACGGAAAGAGAUCUGGGAUGCACUCAGAGCAGCAGCACUGGCUGCAGAGUGCAAUGACCUGGAGCUAGCACAGGCUAUAGUGGAUGGAGCCUGCAUUACUCUUCCACACGGUUCUCUCACAGAGAGUUAUGAUGAACUGGGGAACCGGUACCAGCUGCCAGCAUACACUUUAGCCCCACCAGUCAACCUCAUCUCUGAAACAUCCAGUGAAUGCAAAGUCUCUGACUCCACACAAAAACAAGCUCAGCCUCCUCCAUGCAGACAAGAGUUCCAGUUGCGGGUGCGAAUGUCAACAGGAAAGGAUGUGCGUCUGACUGCCAGCAUGGCGGACUCCAUCGCUGAGCUAAAGAAACAACUGGAAGAACAGGAAGACAUUGACGUGACCCGCCAGAGGUGGUUCUUUUCUGGGAAGCUACUGACGGACAAGACUCGUCUUCAAGACGCCAAGAUUCAGAAGGACUUUGUAGUUCAAGUAAUUGUUAAUGUGAAUUCUCCCGCCAUAGAAAACUGAGGAAGGAGACUGAGGGCUUUGAUGAGAAGAAGUAUGAAAGACGUGCCAGAGAGGGAGGCAGCAAUAGGAGUAGGGGUUGAAAUUAUUUUCCAGUUGGCACUGCAGUGGAAUUUUGUGUACAUUUUUAUAUAAGAAAUUAUUGCUUUUUAUAUUGCUCCUUUUUGUAUUUUUUCCUUUUUCCAAAUGAAGUGAGAAUAUUGAAAAGCACUGAAACACUUUAGAUUAAUAGUAGAGUCCUAAGAUGCACAUCCCAGUGUCUGACCGUCUGUUUGUCUUCCUGUCUGUCCUGUCUGUCCUUGUGGACUUCAACUCACAGCUCUAUUGUUUACACGGGUCCCCCUCCUUUUCAUGCGUGUUUGUACUUGUGCUUAAUUGAAUAUGAUUCACAUGGGGAUCUGAACAAGGGAAAUCCAUUCCUUUUUUCU